Sebastes umbrosus (honeycomb rockfish) is the source of this 2298-nucleotide messenger RNA. RefSeq names its product Yes1 associated transcriptional regulator (gene yap1). NCBI's taxonomy places the organism in Eukaryota, Metazoa, Chordata, Actinopteri, Perciformes, Sebastidae. Bases 606 to 1898 code for a protein of 430 amino acids. The transcript has 8 exons. Gene Ontology annotation, cellular component: cytoplasm; nucleus. Gene Ontology annotation, biological process: positive regulation of transcription by RNA polymerase II; hippo signaling. Gene Ontology annotation, molecular function: transcription coactivator activity; transcription corepressor activity; protein binding. The record is from RefSeq and is a predicted model, not a curated record.
AGACAUCCCAUGAGUCAUAAAGUUUGAUGUCCUGCCCAAAGUUUAGACCCGACUGGAGCAAAAGUUUUUUCUAGAAAGUGAGCUGCGGAGAUUUGUUCUACGAACUAUGAAUCUGUUAAGUAAGAACAUUCUCUAACAGCUUCAACUGGGCCGGAACACAGGAGAGAGGUCGGACUCCUCCAGCUUGUUGGGUUUGUUCGUGUUUUGUGGCGUCUGCUGCUUUUUUCCUUUUUUUUUUGUUGGAAAAGUUUGGGCCGGACGACAACAGCUUCCAGAGUGGAGGAGUUAUGCGCUUUGUUACAUUCACAAGUAUGCCAGCAAGAACCACCAGGAAAGCGCUGUCUUUCACUGCAGACUUCGACAGCUAACACACUUUGGAAGAAACUAAAGUUAGUCGAGUGUUCAACUUUAGAAUGACUCGGGAGAACUUCUACUGAGUGUUGUCGAGGUUUCCUGCUGUGUGUGUGUGUCUGUGUGUAUGUGUGUGUGUGUGUGUGUGUGAGAAGAAAAAAAAAGUUUGGGAUUGUGCUCAAACUUUUCUUUUUUGUGAGUUCCUGAACGCGACAUUUUCGGACCCAUCAAAGUUUGCAGCCUGCUUUGGGACGAUGGAUCCGAGCCAGCACAACCCUCCUGCCGGACACCAGAUCGUCCAUGUCCGGGGCGACUCAGAGACCGACCUGGAGGCUCUGUUUAACGCCGUGAUGAACCCGAAGAACACUAUCAUGCCUCCUUCUGUACCCAUGAGGAUGAGGAAACUACCAGACUCCUUCUUCAAACCCCCUGAACCAAAGUCCCAUUCCAGACAAGCCAGCACUGACGCUGGGAGCGGCGGAGUCCUCACACCCCACCACGUCCGUGCACACUCGUCCCCGGCCUCCCUCCAGUUGGGAGGUGUUACCGGCGGCUCCCUGUCCAUGCCCCCGCCAGGUGCUUCCCCUCAGCAUCUCCGUCAGUCUUCGUAUGAGAUUCCUGAUGAUGUGCCCCUGCCCCCGGGGUGGGAGAUGGCCAAGACCAACUCUGGCCAGAGAUACUUCCUCAACCACAUUGAUCAGACCACGACUUGGCAGGAUCCUCGCAAGGCCCUCCUCCAGAUGAACCAGGCGGUUCCCCCGGCCAGUUCUGUGCCAGUCCAGCAACAGAACAUUAUGAACCCAGCCAGUGGUCCUCUCCCUGAGGGCUGGGAACAAGCUAUAACAUCAGAGGGAGAAAUUUACUACAUCAACCACAAGAACAAGACCACAUCCUGGCUUGACCCACGACUUGACCAGCGUUUUGCCCUGAACCAGCAGAGGAUCUCCCAGAGCGCUCCAGGGAAGCUCCCUCCUGGCAUCAUGGGAAACAACAACCAGAUGAGACUGCAGCAGAUUGAGAAGGAAAGGCUGAGACUGAAGCAACAGGAGCUGCUUCGGCAGAGACCACAGGAGCUCGCAAUAAGGAAUCAGCUGCCUACCAGUAUGGAUCAAGAUGGCGGCACGAACCCCGUGUCCUCCCCUAUGGCCCAGGAUGCCCGGACCAUGACCGCCAACAGCUCUGACCCAUUCCUCAACAGCGGGACCUACCACUCCAGGGAUGAGAGCACAGACAGCGGCUUGAGUAUGAGCAGCUACAGCGUCCCUCGCACUCCAGAUGACUUCCUCAACAGCGUGGACGAGAUGGACACAGGCGACCCUCUUCCACCCUCCAUGGGAACACAGCCCAGUCGUUUCCCCGACUACCUGGACGCCAUCCCGGGAACAGACGUGGACCUGGGCACCCUGGAGAGUGAGAGCAUGGCGGUGGAGGGCGAGGAGCUGAUGCCCAGUCUCCAGGAGGCCCUGAGCUCUGACAUCCUCAAUGACAUGGAGACAGUGCUGGCAGCUACCAAGAUUGACAAGGAGAGCUUCCUCACGUGGUUAUAGAAGAUCCGAGCGGGGCGCUCCUUUUACUCCUCACUCCUACACUCUGAACUGCUGCCUGCUCUGCUGAUCUGUGAAGGAGUCAUAGAUGCUUUUUACAAGACAUUUCAGCGAGCCUCUCUGGACUUCUGUUGUCUGUCUCGGCGUGUAAGGCCAACCUCUUUUGAGGCAGUAUUGUUUUCUUUCUUUUCACUGGUGUGUUAUCUCUUUUAUUUUGUCUGUGUCUUCAAGGCUGGCCCAUGAACAGACAAUUAAGCAAGGGUCCCCAAAUCUUUCACAGAUCUGAAUGAACGAGUGAAUCUCUCUCUUCUCCUGGCCUCCCCUCAGAGCUGAGCUGGGCGGGUGCAUGUACUCUUCUGCAAGGACUGCCAUCAUCAACUGGAGUCUCUGGUGCCUCUUUUUU